Molecule: messenger RNA, 4446 nt
Organism: Corticium candelabrum
Lineage: Eukaryota; Metazoa; Porifera; Homoscleromorpha; Homosclerophorida; Plakinidae
Product: NPC intracellular cholesterol transporter 1-like
Exons: 21
Coding region: 130-4287 (1385 amino acids)
Biological process (GO): intestinal cholesterol absorption; cholesterol homeostasis
Cellular component (GO): plasma membrane
Molecular function (GO): lipid carrier activity; cholesterol binding
Source: RefSeq, a predicted model, not a curated record
AACGUCGUCGCCUUAUACCUGCACGCGACGAGAGCUUGUUUGGACGAAACUGUUGCGAACGUGUGCCUUGUAACGACGUCACAAACGACACGCUCACGUCACAACUAGAAGCCCGCGGUGACGCAAACCAUGAGGUCGACUCUGUCGGUUGUGACUAUCAUCGGCAUUCUGUCGUUUCAGGUGAGUUUAGCAGAUGAUCAAGGUCAUUGUGUCUGGUACGGACAAUGUGGCAUCGGACCGACCGGCAAAGCAGUGAAUUGCUACUACAACGGCACAGCCAAACGAGUUCUAGACGACGCAGAGAAUGGAGAGAAGAUGCUAGCAACACUCAAGACCUUCUGUCCUAAUCUCUACGACGGACACGACACGGCCACGUGCUGCAGUUACGACCAAUUCCAGGCUUUGGUCUCCAACAUGCAAUAUCCGGCCCCGAUGUACAGUCGAUGUCCAUCCUGCUGGCAGGACUAUCGAGAUCUCUUCUGUGCAUCGACAUGUGACCCUCACAUGUCGAAAUUUAUUCAAGUCCAGAGAACCAAUGAGUCGUCACAGCCGCCAUUUUGUAGUCACCCCCCUUGUCAGAUUUUGAAAAUCGGGUACUAUCUCACGCCCGAGUAUGCGAACACGUUGUACAACGCUUGCGAUCACGUCCAGUUUCCGUCUAGUAAUCAUCGUGUGAUUGGAUCGUUUUGUGGUGGACACACAGCGGACCAGUGCAACUCGUCGCUCUUUCUCGGCUACCAGGGAACGAUACUCAAUGGAUUUGCACCGUUUGAAAUCAACUUUACUAUCAUCAACAAAUAUCCGGGAUAUGAGCCGUACGAUAGAAGACUGUAUCGGUGUGACGAGCCUCUCAAUUCGUCUGCUUGUGGGUUCGCGUGCUCGUGUACCGACUGUCCGGCCGCAUGCAUCACGCCUCCUACAAUCCCUAAGUCGUCGACAUCGUUCACGAUUGGGUCAUUGGAUGGAGCAUUGAUGAUCAUGAUUAUUGCAUACAGUGCGUUCCUUGUAUUAUUCGUUUUGUGUGUGACAAUCCGAGCGUGCUGCUCACACACAGACACGACAAUAGAUGACGAAAACAGUCCAUUGAUUCGUAACACAGAAAAAUCGGAGACGCAGCAUACGCCGUAUUCGGGCGUCCGUAGGGACCUCGAUGGUGUGACGUCACAGCAAGGGUUACGGGUUGACGAACGUGAUAUCAGCAUGAGUACCAGUGCAUCUAUCAACGGAGAAUAUGGAGACGACCACAACGUACAACGACGUGUCAACCACCACGAUCCGCAUUGUGUGACUCGUAUGGGUACAGCAGUCGAGUAUGCACUGAAAUGUUUCUUCGGUUGGUUGGGAACGUUUUGUGCUACACACCAUAAGUACGUUAUAUUUGCUUGUGUGCUUAUCGUCGCCGUUCUCGGCUGCGGCAUAACGAAACUAACAGUGACGACGAAUCCGGUUGAUCUCUGGUCGGCGCCGAACAGUCGUUCUCGAAUUGAGAAGAACUACUUCGACUCUCAUUUUGGUCCUUUCUAUCGUACAGAGCAGGUCAUCAUCCGUGCGCCGACCGUCAAGCCGUACAACUACACCGACAAAACGGGACUUCAAAGCAUCACGACAUUAUUCGGCGGCGUGUUCAACAAGAGUGUGUUGACCGAAGUCUAUUGGCUGCAACGUAACAUCACACAUCUGGUGGCCGAUGACAAUACGACGACGUUGGAUGAUAUCUGUUGGCAGCCGUUGCAUCCGGACAACGAUCACUGUGCUGUUGAGAGCGUGUGGCAGUAUUUCCAGAACAAUCUGACGCUGUUGGACAUGACGGUCGGGAACGACUUCGAGAUGUUGGCCGAUUAUCACACGCAUCUUGGUUAUUGCUUCAACGAUCCGACGUCAGUGAAUGAUACGAUAAUGCAUCAUCCGUGUUUGGCUGAUUAUGGAGGACCUGUGCCUGUCAGUGUAGCAUUGGGAGGGUACAAUGACUCAACCCUGAGCCCACCAUAUCCCGAGGCCGAUACAUUAUUUCUUACAAUUAUUGUAAACAAUCAUGUGGAAGAGUCUCGAAACAAGAAAGCAGAAUUGUGGGAAAAAAAAUUUAUUAAAUAUUUGAAGAACUACAAGAGCGAUUUGAUUACUAUAUCGUUUACAUCGGAGCGAUCGGUUACCGAUGAGAUUAAUCGUGAGAGCGCUUCAGAUAUCUCGACCGUUGCCAUCAGCUAUGCGCUUAUGUUUGCUUACGUCACAAUUUUUCUGGGUCACAUUCAAUCGUUGCGACGUGUUAUGAUUGACAGUAAGAUGUGUCUUGGCUUGGCUGGUGUGCUGAUCGUGUUGAGCGCCGUGCUCUCAUCUAUUGGCUUAUUCAGCUAUUUCGGUCAACCCGUGACUCUAAUCGUCGUUGAAGUUAUCCCAUUUCUUGUGUUAGCAGUUGGGGUUGACAACAUAUUUAUACUUGUUCAAGCGUUUCAGCGUCGUAGUAAGCCCGAUCAUACCGACCUAGCUGAACAAGUCGGCAUUGUCAUGAGUGAAGUUGGGCCAAGCAUGUUACUCACAGGGUUGUCCGAGUCAGUCGCUUUCUUUCUUGGAGCUCUAGCAACAAUGCCAGCUGUUCGAUCAUUUUCAUUGUAUGCUGGAAUGGCCAUCUUAAUUGACUUUCUACUCCAGGUGACUUGCUUUGUUGCUUUUCUCUACUUGGAUGCAAAGCGGCAAAUCGAUAGUCGACUUGAUGUUGUGUGCUGUGUUCGUGACAAAAGAGCUCCUCCACAUGAAGAAGGCUCGCGUGGUGGUGUGCUGUAUUCCUUAAUACGAGACUAUUACUCAAAGUUUGUUUUACAUGACUGUGUGAGAGCUAUUGUGAUGGCUGUUUUUGUUGGUGGAUUUGCUGCUAGUGUUGUAGCUGCGAAUCAUCUUCACAUUGGAUUGGAUCAGAAACUGUCGAUGCCGAAGGACUCAUACCUCCAAAAUUUUUUCAAAGAUCAGGCUGAGUAUGGACGAGUCGGCCCUCCAGUCUACUUUGUUGUGAAAGAUAAAAUGAAUUAUUCAAGUGUCGCUGAACAGAACAAACUUUGCAGUUUACCAGGCUGCAAUAAUGACUCAUUGACAGCACAGUUAAUGCAACAAGCAGCCAUCAAGCAUUACUCCAAGAUAGCAAAUGCUCCAAAUUCAUGGCUAGAUGACUAUUUGGUGUGGGCAAGCCCAAAUCUAAACUGCUGUCGCGUCUAUGAAAAAUUGGGGAAUUUCUGCAGCUCAUCAGUUGAUCCGCAUUCUCCUGACUGUAAGAAAUGCCUGGAUUCGUCGGACCUUGCCUCUUGCUUCAGUCCGAAACAAAAGAAAUUCUAUCAUCUUCUACACUAUUUCUUGAAGGAUAAUCCCGGCAUCAACUGUUCAAAAGGAGGGCAUGCAGCAUAUUCAAAGGCCGUGAAAUUUGAGAAAACCGAUUCUAUUGGAAGUUCUUACUUUUCGACGUAUCACACUGCACUGGCCAUUGACACUGAUUUUAUCGAUGCAUUGAAACGAGCUCGAGCCAUUGCAGACAAUCUGACAUUAGCUCUCAAUGGGUCAUCAGAGGUCUUUCCAUACUGUCUUGUGUAUGUCUAUUACGAACAAUACCUGACGAUCGUUCACGAGGCUGCUUUAAAUCUGGGACUAUGUGCUGCGGCCAUCUUCAUCAUCACAUUCCUCCUCAUGGGCUUCAACUUUCCAUGCGCCAUAAUAGUAACCCUAACCGUAGCCAUGAUUGUUGUUGAUCUGAUGGGAAUCAUGUACCUAUGGGGCAUCACCCUCAAUGCUGUAUCAGUUGUCAACCUGGUCAUGGCUGUUGGAAUUUCGGUCGAGUUUUGUUCUCAUAUUACACGGUCGUUUGCUAUUGAGCGUGGAGAUAGUCGAGUAGCAAGAGCAAGGCAUGCCCUGAUUGAUAUGGGCUCGUCUGUGCUCAGUGGGAUUACUCUGACAAAGUUUGUUGGUAUUGUCGUUUUGGCGUUUUCGAAAUCUCAAUUGUUUGAGAUGUUUUACUUUCGUAUGUAUCUGAGUAUUGUGCUGCUGGGCGCAGGACAUGGACUCGUGUUUCUUCCGGUUCUCCUCAGUUAUGUUGGACCAGCUUCAAUGUCACACUUUGAGACUUCAAAAAGACCUCUAAUAAGUUCUCUACCUCCGACUAUCGACAAGAAAAACAGAUCAGCUGUUCAUUGCCACAGACAAUCACCAGCACCGAGUACAUCAUCACCAACAACCCAAGUCACCUUCGUAUCUCAACAAGUCACACCACCAGUGGAGACCAGUCGUCUAGUGGGAAGUGCCGACAACUAACUAAUUUGUGUUAAAUAUCGAUGCUUUAAAGUUUUAUAUAUUAAUUGAAUGCAUCGGUGUGUGUUGUCUUUUCUAUGGUCAAUGUCCGGUUAUACAUUUUGCUGAUUUUAUUUCACAGAAAUUGCAAUGUGAACACGAGUGCUUUGUGCUAUGAUAUGA